ACAGGUGUCAUGCAGCCUUGCGACGUUGGUGUCCAGCGCAUUUUCAAGCACUCAUUGAAGUGGUCCUACCAUGAAGAUAUUGUCAGAUCCAUAUCACAACAGAUUGACAAUGGCACCGAAAAUAUCUUGUUCGACAAGCGAAAGGCUGUCUUGCACGAUCUCAGUGUAAAAUGGAUUUGGGAUGGUUACAAUGCUGUGAACAUGCCCGAAAUC
Messenger RNA from Suillus paluster, 213 nucleotides. RefSeq lists its product as uncharacterized. The record is from RefSeq and is a predicted model, not a curated record. The annotation marks the transcript as partial. The transcript has a single exon. NCBI's taxonomy places the organism in Eukaryota, Fungi, Basidiomycota, Agaricomycetes, Boletales, Suillaceae.